GGAAACAAGCCAAAGUUUAGCCCAAGACCAAGUAGUUCUGAGGGAGUUAAACUCCAGAUAAACAGGGUUGUUUGGGAUUCAAACACAGGACAGAUAUGGGUCUGUGUGAGGUUAAAGGUUAGUGAUCAAAGAACAACAAGCAGCACAGGAAGAUGACCUUCAGCCCACCAAGCCUGAGCGAACUCAUGACACCUUUCCAAACUACAAAUCUGUGUCUACAUGAUCCUUGUUCAUCUAUUCCCAGCCUAUUCACUUAUCAGUAUUGUGCCUAUUCCCUGUCUAUUAAUGUAUUCAUCUUGCGGGAAUUACCCAGACAGUUACAGCAAGACAAUUCUGAACAAUUUAGCUGCCCCAAAACUGAAGUGAGAUCACAAGACAAGGAGCCACAGGGUUAUGUCUUCUGUUAUUUUGGAAAUCGUGUUCACCGACCGAGGUUGAUUGGAAUGGGUGGUCUUCUCCUCAGUUUUGGAGCUUUCCUGCUCACCAUUCCUCACUUCAUUUCUGAACGUUAUGAGUACUCCAAGGCAGAAAAUGAAAAUGUAAAUUAUUCCAGCAUUGACACCUGUCGCCUAGAGAACCAGACACAAAGCAUGGAAACCUGUACUAAGUUCACAGUACACUCGAACAAUAUGAGCAUUGUGUGGGUAAUAAUUGUCAUUGCCCAGCUAAUAGUGGGCAUUGGGACUGUGCCUAUUCAGCCAUUUGGCAUUUCGUAUGUGGAUGAUUUUGCUGAGCCUUCAAACUCUCCAAUAUAUAUCGCAAUCCUGUUUGCCAUAUCUGUUUUUGGGCCUGCUUUUGGCUACUUACUAGGAUCGGUGAUGUUACGGCUAUUUGUGGAUUUGGACAAAGUGAACCCAGCUACAAUUGAUUUGACGCCCAGCGACCCUCGCUGGAUUGGUGCCUGGUGGCUGGGGUUGUUAGUAUCAAGUAGCAUUCUGGCCAUCACCUCUAUCCCUUAUUUUUUUUUCCCUAGAGAAAUGACACCUCAAAAGAAGUCAGGAAGCGAGGCUGAUAUGCUAAGUGAGAUGGACGAACAAAAAAUGGAAGAAAUGUCACUCAAAGAAUUCAUCAAGAAGUUUCCCAAAAUGCUGGCCAGGUUGCUGCUGAAUCCAUUGUUUAUCAUUAUUGUGAUAGCUCAGUGCAGUUUCUCUUCUAUGCUUGCUGGUCUCUCCACAUACUUCAAUAAAUUCUUGGAACAACAGUACUCUACAACAGCUUCCUAUGCAAAUUUCCUCAUAGGAUCUAUAAUGCUUCCAGCUGUUGCUGUAGGAAUGAUCCUUGGUGGGCUUUUUAUGAAGCGUUUCCAUCUCUCCCUGGCGAAGAUCCCCUGGUGCUCAGCCAGCAUUCUGAGUCUGGUCAUUAUUCUGAACAUUCCUCUGUUUUUCUUGGGAUGCUCAACUCAGAAAAUUGCUGGAAUCAAUUACAGUAAAGAUGGCAACAGGUCCUCUUCAUUCAGUCUCCAGGCUGACUGUAAUGCUCAUUGCUUCUGCUCUGAUUACACCUACAACCCAGUGUGUGGAGUUGAUGCUGUAGAAUACAUCUCACCAUGCCAUGCUGGUUGUACUUAUUCUCUCUUCAAUCAAUCCACAAGGAUGAUUAUAGUAAGUGCUACUGAGAUUUACUGAAAAUAAUGUCUGUUU
Messenger RNA from Chiloscyllium plagiosum (whitespotted bambooshark), 1640 nucleotides. The record is from RefSeq and is a predicted model, not a curated record. NCBI's taxonomy places the organism in Eukaryota, Metazoa, Chordata, Chondrichthyes, Orectolobiformes, Hemiscylliidae.